Vespa mandarinia (Asian giant hornet) is the source of this 2781-nucleotide messenger RNA. RefSeq names its product telomerase reverse transcriptase (gene Tert). Lineage: Eukaryota; Metazoa; Arthropoda; Insecta; Hymenoptera; Vespidae. Gene Ontology annotation, cellular component: telomerase catalytic core complex. Gene Ontology annotation, molecular function: telomeric repeat DNA binding; telomerase RNA binding; telomerase activity. The record is from RefSeq and is a predicted model, not a curated record. Gene Ontology annotation, biological process: telomere maintenance via telomerase.
UGGUAAUUGUGGUUUAUUCUUCUAAUCGGUUGGUAAAUGCUUCCAUAUAAUCUAGCCACAUGUUCUUUGUUGAUGAUGUGCUUAUCGUUUUUGACGGAUUGUGGAAUUUUAAUUUCCAUGAUCAUGUUUUUUCCGCGAAAUUUAUUUUCAUUUGCUGUGGAAGUCAUUGAGUAAUGUCAAAUAACAAUCAUUAGAAACACAAGUGAGAAGACCAAGCGAUCUACCACUACGUCAGUUACAUUGAUGAAUAAUAUUUAAAAAUGGAAUGUAUUUGGAAUGAAUUAGAAAAAUUCUAUGGAUCACAAGUAGCAACAUAUUGUAAAGGCAAGAACUUAAUACUUGAGAAAAUAAAAUGUGGUGCAAUUAAAUUGCAUAAUUGUGCGGAUCUUAUGGAAUGUUCAAGAAUUUUACAAGAUGAAAAAGAACAACCCUUAUUUUCUGAUUUUUUGGCAUCACAGUUUGGUAUUUCAAAACUGCCAUCGAAAAAAGAAACUUUAAGUAAUGAGAGAAAAAUCAAAGAAGAAAAUAAUCCUUAUCUUAGAAAUAUAAAUUUAAAAGUUGUAUUAAAAGAAAAAUCUAAUUUCAUAUCAACUAAACCUGUUUCGAACAAUUGUAUUCUUGAUACAGCCCUAUUUGUUAGAGACAUAUAUAAUGAUAUAAUUAAGAUGAAAGUGAAUAGAUUUGAUGAUACAGAAGUCGACCAGAAUUAUUCUAAUCAGUUAAUGUUUAUCUUGAAAAAUUUUCAAAAAAAACAUAAGAAUUAUUCAUAUAAUUUUCAUUUAAAUAAUAUAUUGGAAAAGAAAAAUACAAGAGGAUAUUAUGGCACAUUAACACAGUCAUGGAAACAAAUUGAUGAAAUUGAAAUAGACAUAAAAAAAAUUAAUUAUUUUUUUAAUAAUAUUUUAAUUAAAGUAGUGCCUUUGGAAUUAUUUGGUUCCUACAAAAAUAUAGAAGUUAUUCGCAAGCUGAUUUAUUGCAUUCUUAAGAGUGCAAGAUUUCAACCAAUAUAUUUAAAAUCAUACAUUAAUAGGUUAAAUAUUGACAAAAUUGAGUGGUUGAAAUCUUUUAAAGAGGAAUCGGUUAAGUGGCUCAUUAUCAGUAAAUUAAUUUAUUGGUUCAUUAACAAAUAUAUAUUAUUAAUUGUUAAUAGGAAUUUUUUUUUAACAGUACAUCCUGCUGCCAUUGGCAAAAGGUUGUACAUUAAAAAUGGUAAAUGGAAAACUAUAAGAAAACAUUUUGUCAAAGACAGAAUCAACAAAAAAGUUUUUAUUAAUGUUUUUGAGAACAAAUGGCUUUCUCCAAAAAGCGAAUUCAGGCUUUUUCUAAAACACUCUGGUUUGAGACCAAUAGCGAAAACUAGUUAUACUAGCAAAGAAGAAGAUCAUAUGACUAUAUUAUUGAAAUUCUUAAGACAGCUGUGCGUUACACAUUACGGGUUGGCAUCAAUGUCACAAUUUCGAGAUAAAUAUAAAGCUAUCGUUUAUAAAAGAAAUAAUUAUGAUUGCAAUAAAAUGUGGCUAGUAUCUUGUGACAUAGAUGAUGCUUUUAGUUCAAUACGAUUAGAUAAAUUAAAUAAUAUAAUCAAAAUUUUGUGUGAAAAUCUUCCAAAUAAAUUGGGCCUUAAAUGGAUGGCAUUUUUGCCUAUUAAAAGUAAAACUGGAAAUUUAAGAUUUGAACAAUAUUUUGUUGAUUUGUAUGUAGCACUACCGAUUGGAACAAUUCAUGCUCCUACGACUAUAAGUAUGAGUAAAACGCAUAUUACUCAUAUAAUGAAGCAGAAUUUGUUAGACGAUAUAAAUAAGUGCAUAUUUGGUCAAAAAAUAGAAAUAAAGAAAAAAAAAUAUUUAUUAAAUAAAGGUAUUCUACAGGGUACGAUUCUUUCAAAUGUAUUUUCUGAUAUAUAUUAUAAUUACAUAUAUCAUCAGCGAAUGUCUGAAUUUAUGCAAUCCGGCAUAUUAUUUCGAUAUGUAGAUGAUACAUUGUAUAUAACUGAAAAUAGAGAGUCUGCUGAGAAAUUUAUGGAAACAAUAAACAAAGGAUUUCCUGAAUACAAUUGCAGCUUCAAACAAUCCAAAAUACAGACUAAUUUGCCUCAUAAAAAUAAUUAUACUACGAAUGAAAUAAAAUUCUUAGGAUAUAAAAUAAAUUGUGAUAGUUUGGAAUCUUUACCAUAUUUUAAAAAUGCUCAUCCUUCUCAUUUAUUUACACUUGCUAUGAAAAAUAAGAAAUGCGAAGAUGCUACUACGAUGUUCAAACAAAGAAUUACUAAUCACUCAUAUCUUAGAUUAUCAAAAAUUAUAUUAUAUGAUCCAACUAAGUGUAUACAUCGUUUAACAGUUUUUGUAAAACAAAUAUCUAUUAUGCAAGCAUGGCGAGCUCUUAUGUUUAUACAAAAACUAUUUGGUGAUACACAUAAAUUAUAUACAAAUUAUCAAAAGAUUUUUCUUAUUAUUAAGAUAAGUAACAGAAAAAUUGUAACAGCCAUUUUAAAUCAUUGUAUGGAAGAUAUACAAAAGAAAAGUAAUUUUAAUGGAAACAAAAUGAAACAAAAAAUUUUUAUAUCAUUGUGGACUGCAUACAAACGAAUAUUUUCCAAUGAUACAGUUAUAUAUAAGAUAUUUAUUGAUUUAAUCGAAAAAGAAAUGGAAAAUCGGCGGAGAUACAUCGGAAAAAAAUAUAUGGCCUAACCCACAAGAACAUAUCGGCGAUUUCUUCAUAAAUAUCAUUUUUUUUUUUUUAUAAAAAACUUUACAUGUAUAAAAUGUACAUCUAAAACACUAA